This is a messenger RNA of Babjeviella inositovora NRRL Y-12698, 1479 nucleotides long. RefSeq lists its product as uncharacterized. The transcript has a single exon. Lineage: Eukaryota; Fungi; Ascomycota; Pichiomycetes; Serinales. The coding region runs from base 1 to 1479 and encodes 492 amino acids. The record is from RefSeq and is a predicted model, not a curated record.
AUGUACCAAAUCAAGUUCGUCAAGGCGCCGAUAUGUGAAUUUAUCCAGCCGGUCCAGGCAAGACGUGCGGGUGUGAAGGUCCCCGAAACAUUGCUCUCUUCACUCCUCAACCCGAGCAACACCCGUGCCCUCAACUCCUCGUUCAAAAUUUCCACCUUGGUGAUGGUCACGAACGAUUUGGGAGAGGAUUUCUACCCGGGUAACUUGGAUCUUACGGCACAGUUGUUCCUCCACUACCAGAGCUCCCCUACAGAUGCCGACUCCGACUCUAACGAGCCCUUGUACCUCGACACGACUCCACUCACCUAUGAGGAUUUCCAGGAAAAGAGUGUGCUUUUUAGCACCUCCAAGACUCCUAUCAAGUGGGACGGAAAGAUGCGGGAGACAAGGUUGGAGUUUGGUGUGCCGGCCCACACAUUGGUGCCGAAAUUGAAGGAGUUGGAAAUCAAAUUGAUGAACUACAACGUGAAGCAUCGCCUCUCGAAAAAGGCAAAAUCUGUGUUCGACCCUCUCCAAGAUGAGUUGUUCCUCUCUCUUCGCGUCCUCAAUGUCCCUAAGAAAACCUCCCGUUUCGCCCCGCCGUCAAAACUUGAUAAUGCUGCCGCUGGUAUCAAGGGUACGUAUGCAGAAAUCCGCUCUCUGUUCGAGGCGGAAAACAUUGUAGCGGCCCCGGAACAGAGCACAGUUAUGGAGCUUGAGGAUACAACGGUGCUCGAUGUAGUUUCGUUGCCUUUACAGAUCACCCUUUUUCAAGGCGCAGAUGUCACGGUGCUCGAGCGUUUUGUCUCAGACAAGUACUGUGUGCGGUACUUACCUAUUGGCAUUCCGCCGAAAACUUCGCUUGACGAGUCUCCCAAGGACUUGAAACUCGAAGCUAAGGGUGUGGUCUUGCUCGAGGAGCUCUCCAAUGGCAUUGCGCGCCACUUAUGGGACGCGGGGAUUGUUGUCGCCAAGUCGCUCCCGAAGUUGUAUCACGGCUUUCCGGCGGGCAGCAAACCCGAUAUCUUGGAGUUGGGUACCGGGAUCGGAAUUGUAUCUAUCGCCCUGUCUAUUGUCUUUCCGAACGCUAACUACUACUUGACCGAUUUGUACGACGCCAAGGAGAUUUGCGAGUUCAAUAUCGGUAUGAACUACGGUCCCAGGACUGUGCGAAGGCUGGCCGAACCCAUAUUGAUCAAGUUUGAUGAGCUUGAUUGGGAGGCUACUGAGUUCCCUGACUUACCUCCGGUGUGGUCCUAUAUCGUCAUCGCUGAUUGCACUUACAAUCCUACUUAUUACGAUGCGCUACUCAGCAUUAUCAUCAAGCAGGUGAAGGGCGAUAAGAAUACCAGAGUCAUCUUAGGACACAAGUUCCGUGAUUUGGCGAACGACAUCUGUUGGUUUGGGAUGUUGGCCCAACAGUUUGCAGUUGAGAAGGAAGUUUGGGUAAAAAACGGCUCCAACGUUAUGCAUUUGGGGUGUUGGAAGCUCCGUGAAUAG